This is a messenger RNA of Eremomyces bilateralis CBS 781.70, 1521 nucleotides long. RefSeq lists its product as uncharacterized. Gene Ontology annotation, biological process: positive regulation of transcription by RNA polymerase II. NCBI's taxonomy places the organism in Eukaryota, Fungi, Ascomycota, Dothideomycetes, Eremomycetales, Eremomycetaceae. The record is from RefSeq and is a predicted model, not a curated record. Gene Ontology annotation, cellular component: nucleus. Gene Ontology annotation, molecular function: transcription cis-regulatory region binding; DNA-binding transcription factor activity, RNA polymerase II-specific; zinc ion binding. Bases 1 to 1521 code for a protein of 506 amino acids. The transcript is spliced from 3 exons.
AUGCUUGAGGAUUCCGAUACGAGCACAAUCUUCGUUCAUUUCGACAUCGACCCCGCGCCUGCGGCCGCUCCACCUCCACGCGUCGAUCUGUGCAGACGUGACAAAACCGAAACCGUGCGGCUUACCCACGCCAGUUCAACACCGCGUCUAAUCAGCCGGCCGCUCCUGCGACCAAACUAUCCCCGGGUUAAGACGGGCUGCUUUACGUGUCGUCGGAGGAAGAAGAAAUGCGAUGAGACGAAACCGCGUUGCGCUGGUUGUCGGCGGAAUCAUGAAAACUGCCAGUGGCCGUUGCCGGUAGCAGGCAGCGCAUCUCACGACCAGCCCGAGAAGUCGACAUCUUGCUCGGACCGGCCGCUUCAGCAACGCGAGGUUCCUACGGGGCCGAUGUUGGCGACAGCCCCAGUUCAGAAGAACCCCUUUGUCACGCACAUUGUGCCGCUCGCCUAUACGGACGAUUUGCUCAUGCAUAGCGUGCUCGCCCUCAGUGGAACACAUCUGGCCUUCCAAAGGGAUUCGGAUGUUCGGAUCCAAACCGCAACAUGGCAGCAUUAUUCAGUCGUUGUCCGCGGCUUGCGAUCCGAAUUGGGCAGCCUGGGCUCGGACGACUUUCAGAAGACGUUGAGCUUGCUUCUGGUCUUGAUAGUGCUGUGCCACUACGAGCUUAUAUCUGGAGACAUUAAAGGCACAAUCUUUCAACACCUGCGUGCAAGUCGGGAACUAAUCCACCCGCUUUUGGCACACUUACAUAACCAUGGCCAUCUUGGAUCCAGCAACAAUACUGCCUCACUAGGCCUGUGUCUAGAGCUCUACGCUUACAUUCUGAUAACCAACUCCUGCAAGCCUCAUGGAACUGGAUCAGGGUGUGCCGUUCAUUAUGAUUCCUUUGUCACAUGUCUGAGCAAUCUCAGCUCGUAUUCGACAUUUGGCACCAUGUUCGGUGACUGUCAUGGACUGUUUGAGCUGAUCCCUCAAGUUACGCUGCUAGCUGCUAGACGAUUGGCGGAGGAGGAAGCCCGAGUUGCAUCACCAUCCCUGGAUUCGGUGCGGAUUUAUGAAAGCCUAGAGAACCGGAUCGACUCUUGGGUGCUCCCAACACCAUUUCCAAAUGACGAUCCUGCCGACUACGAGGAGGCAGGAUUGGCUGCCGAGGCUUUUCGAUACGGCUUGCGUAUUUAUCUUGCAGCGGCGCUUGCGGGCUCACUAAUCUCUGAUCCAGAGACUCGGCACGCGAUUCAAUCGCACAUUGAUGCAAUAAUCGAGAUUUCGCACUCCCUAGGUCCAUCUCGAUGGCAAACCAUUAUGCUGUGGCCUCUCGUCAUGGCUGGAUCGUGCAUGACCAACAUUACGGAGCGCUGCGAGUUGGUUGGAAGCUUGAGGGCGUCCAGAUACCGCAUGAAACAUGUUUUUGCAAUUUGCAACGUACUGGAGCUGCUUUGGGAGACGGAUUGUGCACAAGCAUUUGGACCAUACGGUUUGUACUUAAUGGAAAAGAAAGGAUUCUGGAUUCCAAUGUUAUAA